This is a messenger RNA of Penaeus monodon (black tiger shrimp), 1152 nucleotides long. RefSeq lists its product as uncharacterized. NCBI's taxonomy places the organism in Eukaryota, Metazoa, Arthropoda, Malacostraca, Decapoda, Penaeidae. Gene Ontology annotation, cellular component: early endosome; transport vesicle; tubular endosome. The record is from RefSeq and is a predicted model, not a curated record. Gene Ontology annotation, biological process: early endosome to late endosome transport. Gene Ontology annotation, molecular function: guanyl-nucleotide exchange factor activity; SNARE binding.
UGAAUAUCUGGUGACCUUUAGGGACAAAAUUAUCCACCUACUGUUACUGGACAAGCUCCUCAGUACAGCACAGGAUGAAGACAACAAUGUUUGUGACCAGCUCAUCACAACAGCAAUAACUUCAUUUGCUCAAGCGGAAAAGUUCUUGCGUAAGUUCCGCUGCCACCGGCCCAUGCUGUGGGAGGUGGACCAGAAGGUGAAGGAGGCAGCAGACGCACUUCACCCUUCCAGUAAUGUGGACCACAUGCAGAACAUCCUGCAGGACACCCUCAUCCACUGUUGGGAGUUGCUGCUGAAACGACACUCAGCCACCAUGCAGAUUGACGCUAAGUUUCAGGACCUGCUCUUCAGGGCACUCGACUACUACGUUGUGGGGCGGCUCCAUGAAAUGCUUUGGUGGCUGGUGUGUGAACGAUGCCAGGUGGUUGACCAGCUAGUGAAGACACGGUUGUCACACCUCCGCCAUGCUCAUCUCUCAGCUCUCCAGCUGGGGGUCCCGGCACACUACUACACUCCUCUGCCAGCUGCCGUUGUUGAGUUAGCUUCCCUGGCAAGUGUGGAGAGUGCCAUAGGUAGAUUACAAUGUGUCCACUCCACCAUCGAGCUCAUCCAAGCACAGGCCAAGGAGGCUCGGGUCACCCUGCACCAGUAUAAGGAUCAAGAGGGAGAACCAGAGCUGGAGUUAACCAAGGAAGAGUUGAUGGCUCUACUGACCACUGUGGUAGUCCAGGCACAGUGCUCACACCUGGUAGCUAACAUCUAUUACAUGACCCACUAUGUUUUCUCAGUCACUGAAGAUGACCCUCUCUGGAAAAGCCUAGGACUACUUCGCAACACCCUAGAAAACAUCAUGAAGUUGGAUGUAGCCCGACUUCCCCAGCCAGCAAAAUCCAUACGAAAGGAACUCUCUCUCCAGGACCUUAUGCAGGUGAGCGCAGAAGUGGAGUCGCGGUUUGAGGCAAAGGGCCCCAGCCGCAGCAUUGGGGAUAUCACAGCGCUGGACCUACAGCUGCACCAGCUUACACAGCAGAUACAGCUGUCAACUCAAGCCCACUCUGAAACUCACUUGACUGAGAGGAACUCGCCCAGCCGCAGGUCUGACCGCACCAUGCUCUCACCCACACAGGACAACAGCAAGUCACACAGUUUCAG